Xyrichtys novacula (pearly razorfish) is the source of this 43078-nucleotide messenger RNA. Lineage: Eukaryota; Metazoa; Chordata; Actinopteri; Labriformes; Labridae. The record is from the annotation of a GenBank genome assembly.
GAGUCUAGUAUCGACAAAACCACACUGCUGUCUGUUUUAGGUCUGAUGGUCUUCAUCUGUUGUCGGUUCACCUGUAAAAUCAGAAAAAGUACAAAGAGUGAGAGUCAUUAAGCUUCAUUUAAGUCAGCUUUACAUGAGACAUUGUUUCCAGUUAUUUCUUAAACUGAAAAUAAGACAGAGUCAGUACAAACAUACUGAAAUGAUGCUAAAGAUAUUGUGUGGUUCCUCUGUGUUAUUGGACAGGUGGCUGAUCCAGCGGUACUUGUCCUCCAUGUUAUUGAGCCACCUCUGCGUGUCUGUUGUGUGUCUGCGGACCAGCAGCAGCCGGUCGUCGUACUGUUCGUGGGAGGCGUUCAGAAGUAAGUGCAUCUCCGCCAUGUCAGCGUGGAGCUGCUGGACGAUGGGACACUCUGUAUGUGGACAUAGUCAUGAGCAUGGUGAGGUGAAGAUAUAAAAAACUGUAUCUAUUCAAGGGUUUUUCUGGUAUUUCUCCAUUAGAUGAAUAAAUGUGCAUGUGCGGGUGAAACAUCUCACAUUUAAUUACCUUUUAACAGGUAUUCCUUGCAUGUCUCACACCAACUUCGCAGCUGGAAGCACUCUGAUGUUUGUCUGCGGAGGCGCCUGCACAGAUGUCUGCUCUGCAUCUGCCCCACAGCAUGAAGUGAUUCUGUAUCUUCAUUCAUAAACAUACAGUGAGAUAUGGUACAGUGCCUGUAUUCAUUUGAAGGGAAUGAACACAAGUGUGGCUGAAAGAGCUGCAGAUACCUCUGUUGGGUAGCUGCGAGUUCUCGUCUUCAACAUCAGCCACUGAGGGGGUGAUGUCGCCCAUCACAUUCCUCCCAAAGUCAUACACUGAGUCAACCAUUUUACCCAGAUUCCCUAAGAAGUCAGGAAUGGAGUCUGCUUGCAUGGUAAAAAGCGGGUUGGGUUGAAAAUCUGCUGUGAAUGCCAACAAAAAGGAUUCCCCAAACACGUGUUGCAUCUUUUUGACCAGAGUGACACUCUGCUCAAACAGAAAGUCAGUUUCGGAAAGCAGCUGGCUGAACGAGGAGUCCUCCUGCUGAAGAUCUGCGUCAUCUUCUGUGAUCUGAGGUUUCUCAGCCAAGUUAGUGUAGCCUACAUUUUCCUCAUCUUGAAAGUAAAAAUAAUCUGUUUCUUCCAGCUGAGCGGCCAGGGUCUUGAAAAACUCCUCCACCUGCAGCAGAGAGACAGAAGGACCAACACAUUAUGAGCUUUACACAUCUUAUCUGGUAAUGAAGGUUUCUCACAGAGAGAAUUACCUUAUAGGAGAAAGAGGUGAAGCCGCGGCGACAUGUAGAGGCAUAAAAGUCCUUACAGGUAUCUUCAAGACAAGGCCGACAUUCAUCAAAUGAAGAUUUGGUUAGAUCUCGACAUUGCCUCUCAACUUCUUCUAGUCUCUGCUCUGUUUCCAGGGCCAGCUGCAUCACCCCCUGAAAGGACCCCAAUAAAGACAGGUCUGUCACACACCCAUUACAUCUAAAUGAAGGCAACAUUAGACGAGGGGCCCUCGCACAAUGCUUGGUCUUUUGCUUCAGAAUUUUAAAACUUGCUGACAGUUAAUUUAUACUGACUGCUGUAAAACUGCGCCACAACUCCCUGAACUAGCUCCACUCCCACACACGCGUUUACUACUGUCUGCUUAGGGGUUUCUCUGUGGGCAGAAAGUAAAUACAACAGCUCUGCAUGUAAUUACAAUCACAGAAACUGUACUCAUACCUUCCUCUUGUCACUGCUUUGUCUCAGGGCGUCCAUAAAAUGCCUGUGCUUCUCCUUUUUCUCUUCCAUCAGCUCCUUCACCUGCUUCACCUCGAGCACCGCUCUCUUAAUUUCCUCAUCAACAAAAUGCUCCCCUGCCGCAGACAGCUCUGCACAAAACCAUUAAAACAAGCUGUCAGCAUGUUCUGCAAGAAAUGUCUGUGAAAACAAGUCGAACUUGGUGUUUUAUUCAUGAGGCGGUACCUCUGACUGUGUCCUCGCUCAGUGGAGGAAAGUCGGCGGCACAGAGGAGGAUCUGAGAGAUGCAGAGAGUGUGAAGAAGCAGCCUCUUCAUCCUGUCUUUAGAUCUGUUACAAAGAGGAGAUCAUACAUGACUGACAUUUGAUAGUGCAUGUAUGAUCAUGUAUGACUAACAGGUAACACCUUAUCCAAGCGAACAUCUGAAGCUUGACAUUUUUCUGACACAAGGUGGCGACAUUUCUCAAACAUUCUCACUUGAAGACGGUUCAAAAUUAACAUUUCAUUAAUUAGCAAAAAAAAUCACAUCAUGCCAAGAGUUUUAACAUAGAAUACGUUUGAUUAAGAGCACUGCAGUCUGAUAUUCUUUAUACCACGCCGUAAAGCUUUGAUUAUUUAAUAUCUGCUCUUAUUUUAUCCAUUGUUUUAGUUGUUUUUUGAUUGUUUUUUAUGUCUGCGCUGUUUUGUCUAUUUAUGUACAGCACUUUGGUCAGCUGUGGUUGUUUUAAAGUGCUUUACAAAUAAAGUUGAGUUGAUUAAAAACACUGAAUCCUUCUGUUCAAUGUCAGUUAACCAGUGUAAAAAAAAAAAAAGGACUCUCAUCUUUGUAGGUGUAAAAGUUGGAGCUAUUUUUCUGUAGGACUCAAACAGAAUGUAAGUCUAUACAUUAAGCAAUAGUAAUACAACAUAUUCAGUCUCUUUGUAUGCGUAUAAAUCAACAAAAUUAGAGGAAAAACUGUGCACUCUAAAAUUUGAACACAUCCCCUACCCAUGUAAAAAAAACAAGACAUCUAAAAUGCAUUUUGCUGCAAACUCUGAAUAACUGUUAACAGAAAACAGAAGCCAAGCAGGUGUUAUAAAACCAAAUAAAAUAAUUGCUGGUAUGCAUUUCAUACCUCCAUCACUUCUCUUACUCCCCUGAAUUGUAAAAGAGUUUAAAUUUUUUACCUGGACUUUAUGACAACAUCCAACUCCAGACGAGAGCACCAAGCUGUGCUGCUGAAGAGACAAGAUUGUGGCGUCUGUUUCCUUUUUAGCUUUGUCCUAUUUUGAUUGAUCUACUCGAGCACAGAUCCUAUUAGAGCGUUGGCAUCAAGCUUUAGAAAACAACCAAGGUGCUAUUUGUGAAUAAUCGAGGCAGGAUGUUUAUGAAGGGUUUCUGUUUAUAGACCAAAGUGGACUUGAAUAGACUGAAUACCUGUUGGGCUUUUCUCGCAGCUGUCAAAGUGUCAUUCACAGAAUUAUUACUGAGUGAAGCAAAUUCAGAAUUGAACUUAAAUUGGCAUUUUCAAGAAUAUUUCAAUCCCUUAUUAAAAAUUGAUAUUAUUCAGCAAAGAUACUUGCUCUACUGCCUUGUCAUCUCCUUAUUUGGACACUUGGGAGAUGUGGUCACGCAAAACAAGACAAUGCUUAUUAUGAAUGGUGACUGUGAAUAUAUGCGAUUCAGAAAAUGAAGACCCAUUCAUUAAAGCCGAUCGCGCCAACAUACUCGAGAGGCCUCCUCAGGUGAAACUUUCUGCUCUAAUCUGCAUCAGACUGACGGUAAGCCUGCCCCCCCUGCAGAGACCUGGCACACACUGGCAUGGGUUCAGACUAAGCUCUGCACUGCAGGCUACAAUUAGAGCAGAGGGAAUGCAUGGAAGUGUGUAGGCGGAAGGGCUUAGAAAUGAAAUUAAAAAUACUAAAAAAAACAGUUUGUUUGCAACUCUGAAUACAAAUAAUGAAGUAUUUGUUGAAGAGGAUUUUGGAUGCGGUUUUUAUUGCUUUGCUUUUCACUCAUUUCCAUUAGACAGGAAAGUCUAUAAAGGAGAUUCUUGAUGGCUGUUUCAGGUUAAUGAUCCAAGCCCCAUUGACCCUGUGCGUACUCUUAAGUGUAGAACAACGAACUAUGUAAAAAGAUAUUUAGAGUGUCCACAAAGCCCACCAUCUCCAAACUGUAAUAUCAAAAUAAAGAUCAAAGUUAAAUCUGACACUGCCUAUAGGGUUGACCAGUUCGGGUUUUAUUGUUCGGUUAUUAGCAGAGAAUUUCAGGAAGCUUCUCGUUUCCUUCACAAAUAACUCUCCCCUGCUGCAUAAGACAAUCUGAGUAGUUCCUAUCCUGAUAUCUAAACAUGGCAGCAGCGUGGUAAAUGUGGAAUUCCUGUGUGCUUUCUCAGCCCCUCUGUUAAUCCGAGCCCAAUGCUGAAAGCCUUGACCCAGCAAAUGAGGUCCCAACCUCUGAAUGAGGACCAGCAGGAGCAGGCCUGCAAGAUACCUGACCCUCAGCUGCUUUUUAUCAGCUUGCCACGAUCUCUAUCGGAGGAAUAAUACCAGCCUGCUGCUCCAAUUAUAGCCGACAGUAAAAUAACAGUUUUGAAGCCUUUAGGAAAACAAGUAAUUAGUCGCUUUAUCAUCUCAGGCUGGUCUGGAGUCUAAUAUGUGCUGGACUGGGUCAAACUUCAGCUAUUAGCUCUGAGCCUGGGUUUGACGGCUGAGUUAUCCAAGGACAGAAGAAAAACAGAGCUCAGUUUAAUUCCAGGAGGGUUUUAGAGCUGAGACGGUUUGUGUUAUCUGUAUCUUUCUCCUGUAAAUCAUCUGGUUUGAGCCAAGUGAGUGUAAACAGAUUAACACUGGGGCCACAUCCCUGCAGAGUAACCCAGUGACACUAACUUACUCUGUGAGGACAUGGAAAUGGUGCUUUCUUGUUCCUUUGAUGUAAUAUGCAGCUGUUUUCCACUCCUUGAUCAGUGAUCUGCAUCUGCAAGCCGGGGAGAUAAUCGACUCAGGAAACGACGAAAUUAUCACAGCACCUGGAGGUAGUUCAAGAGAAAUGGUUAACCUUAGAGACUCUAAUCCUGACAGAUUUUGGUCAGGUCUGUAUGCCAUUGGGACAAUUUCAUGCAACAGAAAUAAUUUUGCAAAAUGUUAUGACUGGUGUUACCUUGUGGGAAAGUACCAGAUAUUGUACCUCAUGGCAAAGCAGUUAUCUGGUUUUCUCUAUUAGACAAACACAAAAAAAAUGCAUAUACUUUUGGUUACAUGACAUUUUCACAAAAUUCAAAUCCUCUUUGAUUCUGAAUAAGCAUUUUUAAUAUGUAAAAUGCAUACUGAUUUUGAGCAUUUUCCAACAACCUAAAAGUUGGAUUAUUCUGCUGUGUUGGCACAUUAUUCAUUCUUGUUAUUUUAUAGAAAAAAAAACAGGAAAAAGUGCUUGGAAACACAAACAUUUUGAGUCUGCACCCCAGGAAUGCAGGGUUGUUGUGAUAAUCCAGCUAAUAAAAUAACCCAAGCCACAUGAUUAACCUACUAUUGAACACCAUUGGGAAGCCAAAUGGCCCUAAAGGACUAUCAUAUGAAUAUGAAAGUAAUUUUUCAUCCUUGGAGGAAAUGAGAUGUGAAGAUACAAAAACACAGGAAUUGCAGUGAAAUGUCGCCGUUUUAACUGUGUCGCUCCACCUCCUCAAACCUUUGAAAUUAUCUGUAAUGGGUACCAGAUUUUCACCCGGGGACGCGAUUGCCAUCAACCCCCUGUAACUUAAUCUCAUCUCCGGCUGGAUUACUGCUGCUCCGCACGGCGUCCUGCGGUCCCGCACCUCCCCUUCCUACAUGGAGGUGGACACACAGCAGGAGAGGACGGAGGACAGUCACUCCGGAGACUUCAAACUCCUCAGUUGGACAGUGGAUUGGUCUUGAGGUAAUAGACGAACCUAAAGUUACACACCAAAGCAGAGAGGAAGUUAGACGAGGUGGAAAACGAGGCAAAUAACCUUCAAAAUAAGAGUAGGAGCCUUAAAGCGCCUUUGCUUCUUAGAUAUGCCCCUUUCACAAUAAACAUUGUAGGAUUGUGUAUAUAAAAAAACAAACACGACAUGUUAACAGAUGAGUCUGAGAGGUAUUUCGUUGAAAAAUAUUCUUUUAUUCAGAUUAUGAUGUGUGUUUGACAGACGAUUGCUGUCUGGGUUGAUUCCGCCGCACCACUUAUGAGAAACAUAGUUUAAGUUGGAAAAGUCCAAGCAGAAUGUUUGCUGGUUAAAACAGAGAAGGUGCAAUAAGAAGUUUAACUUGACUUACCUGUGCCUUUCUGUCUCCACUCCCAGGGUGCGCUGGUAAAGGGUCCAUAAGACAACAAACAGCCAUUUUAAACUGCCGGGAGGGUUCCAACUGGCAGAUUGGUCUGGGGGUGAACAGGGUUAGGGUGCAAUAUUCCUUUGGAGAAAUUAUUGGGAAGAUGCGACUAAGUAAAGUCGUAGUCAUGUACAGUAGUGUAGUCUGGGAUUGUGGCAAGUUUUAUUUUAAAGUUUUGAGGUUUUAAAUGAGUAAAAAUAAAGUUUAGUGUUUGUUGCACCCCUGCAUAUGGUCGCACCUGAUUGGGGAGGUACAUAUGGGAGCAGUUUCUCUCAGUAGGGUUGGUUUGUCAUGUUCAUGAAGUUGUGAUACUGGUAGUUGUGUUCACUGUAAGUAAAUGCCCACUGUGAGUAAUAUGUUGUUUUCCAGUUGUCCUCGGAAGUCGGAAUUUCCGAGCUCCAAGUCAGAAAAUAAUCUGGAGUGCCUCUCUGAAAUCGGAUUUCUGACUCGGAAAGUCGGACGAUCAUCGCCUACUCCGACUCGACAACAGCGUCAUAAUUCAAGAUGGCAGCACAGUGCGUUGACAGUAAAGAGUAACAGUAAAAGCUCUUGAAAUGUAUUAUUUAUUAGCACUUCUGCUUUUUUUUCUGGUGAAAUUAAGUAAGUGGUAUAUGUUGUGCUGCCCAAUGUCUAACUGUGAACAUGAUGCUAUGGUGUUUGUAAGAGGUAACAGCUUACAAUGGCUAACUGUUGGCGUCCAUCUUGGUUUUCUGACUUGUUAACUGGGACGCCGUCAACUCGGAUGUAACGUCAUUCCCAGCUCCGACAUCCGACUUCUGAGGUAACUGGAACGCAGCAACAAUAUCCUAUAAUUAAUAGUGAGUAGAUGAAAUCUGGAGUUUGCUAUUGAGGGGAAAUUCAGAUACAAAAGAGGGCUUCACUCGUCGACGCGACUUCACUUUUACUUUGAAAGUAACACCGGAAGUGCAGCUAGUCUUCGUGUAGCUUUCCAGUGGCAGCAGCAGCAACAGGCAGCACUCCUUCCUCCCACAGCCGAGCACUUCUGGACAAGGCUGAACAUCACAUCACUCCUGCAAAAACACAUCCAGAGAGAAACGAGCAAGUAAACGAAGAAGGAUGGGAUUUUAAACUAAAGUUUCAUCAUGAAGACAAACUUUUAAUACUGUUUUAAUGCGUGUUUGUGGAACGACUUUACUCCUUUGCACUGGAUGCUGAGAUGCGCAGAAAGUGACAGCGGUCCUUAUCAUUUCUACAGUCCUUAAGAGUUAUUGAACGCCAUGAAAGGUAUGUUGUAUCCACUUUAAGAUUUCUAAAUCACUGUUGUUUCCAAAAGACUCAUUAAAAUGUUUACUACAUUCACCCAGCUCGUGCGUGUUUCUUUGUGGUGCGCGAUUCACAUCUGGAUGACAUUACGGUAGUGCGGUGCAGAAGUUGUCAAAUAGUUUGCGUUUUCUUGUUACCUCAACCACUUAGUAACGUCCAAUUAGGGGAUAUAAAAGUUGGAAUAAAGUUUGUGGGAUUACAUUUAGUGCAAGAAGUAGAAUAUUGCAAAGCUUUUGUGUUGAAAAAUUCCAGAUGACGCUUUAUAAAAAUAUUACGGUAAAGAAAAUGUCUUUCAUGACUAGUUAUAAAUGAUGUAAUUUUAUUGUUUUGCGUGUUUUAUUAUCUCUAAUAGCUUGAAACCCACCCAGAAGAGUAGAGAUCUCUAUCGGUAUCAUUAAUAACUGUACAUUUUUGUUUUAUUUAAGAAAGAAAACACUAAAGUAAACUAACCCAGGCUCAUCUAACCCUCUUCUGACCCCCCACCAACUAAAACACACACUGCUCAUCCUUCCCUGUCUCCCCCCCUCACUCCCAUCUGUUUACCAUUACCAGUGAUGCUCUCUGUGAGCUCUGCUCCAGUCUUCGGUGUAGUGCAGCAGAGUGUAAUUAGAGUUUACUGUCAACAACCCAGAGAAACCGCAGCCUGUGGCUUUUACAGUUCUCUGAACCACACAUACACAGAGAGGGAGAGAUGAUGGAGAUAAUACUCCACCAUCUACAACUCCCACUCUGCCAAACACAUCUCACUAUAUUCAUGAAUAACAUUAAGAGGUCUUGCCCUGCUGAGUUUUUUCUGUUUUAUUUUGUUUUGUUGUGUGUUAACUUUUUUUUUUAGAUGCCUUAGCCCUUCUUUAAUGAGUGUGUGACUGAUUUAUGUCAUGUUUCUGUUAUGUUUCACAGACGACUUUGCAGACGAGGAGGAAGUACAGUCUUUUGGAUACAAGAGGUUUGGUGAGUGAAAAGUCUUUACUUUUCCGUCACGGGAGAAAAGCAGGUUCUAAUCAUAAAACUUUUUACUGUUUUGAGAACGAACUGCUCCGAAUUAAAGCCACUAAGUGUGUGGGCUACUUUUCUCUCCUCUGCUGCUACCUACCUUGAUGUAUCUUCUCUCUACAGGCAUCUUGGUGUAAUUGAAAUUUUUUAGUUUACACAAGACAUUUUUUUUAAUGUCAGGACAAUAAGCAGGCUACCAGACUUUCACCCGACCUGGUAUUAGGCUCUGUCCUGGAUCGUUCCGCACAGUUUGAGUUCAUCAUAAAUGUGGCUGACAGUCUGUGAGGUCCAACUUACCGCAAACCCAACAACUGCUGACAUUACUCACCAGAUCAAAAACUCUAACAAUCCAACUUCUCCCUUUUAUCCACUUAAACUAACCCACUGACUCACACAAACAUGCCAUAGGACCUCAAAAAUGAGGAGUCACUUAAUCUGAAAUUGUCCCCAACAUAUUUCUCUCUGUUGUGGCGCUACACAUGCAGACAGACUUCAUAUGUAUUUGGUUUGCAGCAAACAAGCAGCAUAGUUAUGCAACUUAAAGCAUGAAAUCUGGAACUUUUUCAGCAACAUUUUUAGAAAGUUUUCCCAAGUUGUGGAUGAGUGAAGGAAAUCAACACUUUUUUGCUUGGAAGCAGCUAAAUACUAAUGCUGAUGUUUGAUCAUGGCUAAUAAUAUGUUGAUGUAUCUUUAAACACAUAACAUUGGUAUUGAGACAUUUUCUUGUUAAGACUAAUUGAAACUAGGGCUGCACUGAUCACAAUUUUCUGGCCGAUCACCGAUUUGUAAAAGGCUUGACUUGCCAAUACCGAUAUUGGCUUGAUACUUUUUUUUUAUUUUUAUAACUGGACAACAUACACCUUCAAUACUCCAAUCUUAUUUUAAUAAAAAACAAUACUUGUGGAACAAUACAAACCUUUUGUGUUUGUUUUAACUGCACAUGAGGUAGUUCUCUCAAACAUAAAUGAAAAGUUUAGAAUAUUUCUGUCCAAACUGCUAAAUUAUAUCCGUUCCUUUAGUCUUUUAUUUUCCACAUUUUAAAAAUUAACAAUACUUGUGCAACAGGUCACCCUGCAGGCCUGUUUUGACCCUCUUGCCAAAAUAAAGUGCACAGCAGUAUUUUGAUUUUUACAAAUAAAGUAAAUCACAAGGUUUGAGGACAUUAGUAAAAUGAUAAUCUACAGGACAAACUAACAACACAACUUAAACCACCAAUAAAUUGUCCUGAGUUUUAGGUUUCCUUGUCGUGGGUUCAACAUGCUUGGUUGAUCAUGAUCCGGAUAACUGUUGUGCGUGCACACGUGACCUGGUGGGUGGGUCUGUCGUUUUGGCAAAGCAAAAAGCUACAGUGGCUGACUUUCAGACCUUUGCUGAGGUAGAAAAGAUCGGUGGAUAAAAUCGUUUUCAUUUGUAAUGAUCAGCCAAUCACCGAUCCCUCAAAAUUGAGGAAAUCGAAUCAAUCGGCCAGCCGAUUUAUCAGUACAUGUUUCAUUGAAACUAACUUAAAGUUUAUCAAGAAUAAUAAGUGAUUAAUUUUGGAGUAACGUUGGAUGUGUGUCUUGGUAAAGCAAGCUUACUAUAAGUUUGGGGAUCUAUUUCUUUCAUGCCAGGCUAAUAAUCCAUGUAAACAAUGUUCCUUUAACUACGAUACAAGGUUGAGAAAAAAUACACAGAUAUGCUCAAAGUCACAACCUUGUUGCGGCCCUUCACACUUGGCCCCAAUCACCUGAAGCUUUGGCUCCAGAAUAUGCUGAGACUUCACCUGGUGUUCAGUAUUUGUAUUGCAAUUACAAUUUUCAGUUAAAACUAAUUGGAAUAUAUGCUUAAAUAUCUUGUACCUGAUCGAUUUGCAGGAUAAUAUGAGGCAUCUACUGUAUCUUGACACACUGUUUAGACGCGUGCAGGAUCAAAUGUUUGAAGAAACGUUGCCUCUAAAGCAUUAAGGGGACGUUCUUAUACUAAUAGACAUCAGUUUCUCUUUCAUUUAGCAUAUUUAAGAGAGAUCAGUUCCUCUCACUGCCCCUUUUCUGCAGCAAUCAGACUCUCAUCAAGUGUUUGCGUAAGAAUAAAGAAAAGGCUGGAAGCAAUUGCAAAUAAUGUCACUCACUGAAUCACGUCUUUAUUACUCUCCUUCGAGACUCGGCACGUGCUCCAGUCGCCGCUCUCUUGAUUCAUCUUUGUUUGGGAUCAAGAGCCUCUGUGUUUCAUGUAUUCAGGGUGUUGCUGCUGCAUGACUUAUUUCAAUAAAGUUCAGCAGAGGUCCAUGAAAGUGGAUGUAAGGUUACAAAGUACAAACAGAGACGACUUCAAACUGGGUUAAAACACAAUCUCUUUGAUCCAAGUCAUCUGAGUAGAGGCAUCCUGUUUGUCUUUCUCUGUAAACGCUUUUGAGUCCUGCUCAUGGAUUCGAUUAGAGGACUGCAGGGGGAGAAGCCAAGUCCAGCGUACUUUUAACUUUAUUCAAAUGAACUCUUGACAUUCAGAAGAGAGUGCUGCUGAACUCCGAGCAGAGUGUUGUCGAUGCUCUCUGGGACUCAGCAGCUGUUUGGAGGGGCCCAAUCCAAGGGGCCGUCUCUCCCUGCUCUGGAGGUUUUGUUGUGAAAUAGAGCUGCAUUCAUGCAAACUAUCACAAACCCUCAUUCUUCCUCUAUUACCUCUAUAAUAUCAGCACCCUGGGGAAAACAAGCAGUUAUUUCCUCUCCCCGUGUUUUUCUGUAAUUCAUAGUGGUCUCCAAGGAGACUGUUGAAACUCUUGAGAUAAAUCAAAGCUGAGCCCCAAAGAGGAUGAUUUUUCACAGAAACAGCCACACUGUACACUCCAAAGUCCUGCUGGCUUGAAGAAAUUAACAUUUGUAAGAAAUUAUGAUAACAUUUUCCAAGUGUAUGGCUGGAAAAAGCAAAAAUACCAGAGGGCUGGAUAUAACGCCAAAGCAGACUUCACAGUUCAAGAUGAGCCCCUAAAUUUGUUACGUUCCCUAAAGACGGCCUGUAUUAAAAGGGGGUUAUUGACAGUCAAAUGUGAGUUUAUCAGAACAAAAGCUUCAUAAUGUAGUCUCCAAAAUAUAAGACUCUGAAAUUCGUCAUUUCGCAACACUUCAGGUAACCACUUGGUCCAAAUAUUAAUCAAAACAAAAGUAAUAAGGCGCUUGAGCUGAGGAGAAGACACUCCUGUAGAAGGAAAAGUUAGCUCACUGCAGACAGGCAACCACUAGCAUGGCCCUCUGUGGACACAGAGAUCAAUAUCACGAAUAAUUAAACAUCUUACUUUGACCAGGUGACGUGAUUGUGCUCUGAGGGGUGUUACCUUUGGUCGAGGACACUGUUUCACUGUAGUUUGUGGUGCAUUUGACUUCUUUUUUGCUCUGUGUCUCUCUAAAGCCAAAGUCUGUCCAAACAGCAGAGACAGCAUUAUCACUUGAUUCGAGCUGCUGGAGUCGCUCAGCUGGCUCGGUGUUUGAGUUCUUCACUAUGUGGCAGAUAUGAAUGAGGACAAGUCAUGUAACUGCAUAUGCUGUUUUUAUUUUUUUUUCGUGGGGUCAGUAUGUGAAUGCAUAAAGUAGAAAAGUUUUUAAUUGUCAAUUUUGGUUAAUUUGUGAUUAGGCUAAUAUUUGCAGGUCAGCUGUUACACUAUAAUGCACAAGUCAGCUGCUGUUGCUCAACAGGUACUUAUUGAUUGACUUUUACUCACUGAUUAAUAGUUCAAGUGUGAACAGUAGGGGUGGGACAAAAAAUCGAUCAAGCAUAGUAUUGCAAUAUUUUGUCUGGUGAAAUAUCGUAUCGUCUCAUUUACCAAGUAUCGAUUUUUCAAAUUAUUUGCUAAUACGAAGUCAAAUCUAUGAUAAUGGAAAAAUAAAAUCAACUUUUUGUCCAGUGAGGUUGGCAGAAGUGACGUCACAGAGCGGGAAAAAGUUAGUACAACAAAUAUUGUUUGCAAGAUGUGCUACAUGAAAAUAAAAUACUGUGUAAAUAAGACAAACAUAAAGGAAAGCCAAAUGCUAAAUUAGCUUAACAGUUGAAAAUAAUGUAUAAAUCUCAAUUUAUUUGAUCGCAAUACUCACUGUCUCGCAAAAUGUUAAAAAUCACAAUAUUGUAUCGUGGGGCCACUAGUAAUUCCCACCCCUAGUGAACAGAAAAGUCUGACACUGCAAGCUUGUUUUCAUACCUGACUGAAAUAGUUUGAAGUCAGUGUUUGCUUUUGAAAAUGGACUCUGAGCAACAUAAAAAAGGUUGCACAUGGAUUGUAGUUUGUUGAUUUGCUUAAACUGCGCAGAUACUACUGUCUUUUCGUGCUUUAGCUUCACAAAAUACAGGAUGAAGACGUUUUUGGCUCGUGUGCUGCCAAGUUUUCUCUAUGAAACGCAUUAGGAGAGAUAAGGAGCAAUGAAAAACCAUAUGGUCUGAUCUGACUUCAUCUUUAUGGGAGCAUAUUUAUGAGAAUCUCUGAUGACGUCUUGAAUUUCAAACGUUGAUUCGCUUAUCCCAGUUUUGUAAUAUCAUCUGGAUUCGCUGUUGUUCAGCGUCUUUACUGCUUUGGAUGUAAAUCAUCCUCAAAAACAAAACUUGAGAUGACUUCUAGAGUUUCUUAAAGGACAUUUUUCAUUGAAAGGACAACAUAUAACAUGUGCAGGUAACACAUAGUGGGCAUGUGGGUGAGGGUGUUCUGCCGACGUCCAUAAAAUCAGGAAAAAAAAGAGCAUCGUCUGAUUCUCUGUCGUAAAGAAACACUCUCCGGAAGACACGCAAACAUCCCGUUUAUUUACAGAGAUACACUCGCAUAGUUUGUUUUCCGCUGGUUUGUUUAGAAGAGGAAAUACAAAGCUAAAAAGACACACACAGAGUAAAUUCAUAUGGUAAUCCCAUCUCUCUUCCUGCCAGGUUGAAGUGGAGCUUGGCAGGAAUUGCUUUCACAGUACUCGAGGUUCAAUCAUAUUUAUUUUUCUGUGGGGGGUUGACAUAAGAAGGCUGUAAGAAUAAAACAGAAAGCUUUGGCUGAACUCGUAUAGCCUCUCUAGAGCUGGUAUAAUAAUCGGACUUUGGCAGCCGGUAGUCACACUUGGCCACAUUCAAACCAAGGAAUCCUCCAGUUAUGAAAAACUAACCAAACAAUAAAUAUAAGUACAUUAGAUUUUGAGAUUUUGUAAUGUAAUCUGGCUCCACUUUUGUUCAGAUUCUUCAUUGCUUUAUCACAAGAAUCAAUUGGCAGGUUAACAGGAAAUCAAUCAGUGGAAGUUACACUGACCUGAACCAUGAAUGUGGGAUUGUUUCCUGGAGCAGUGGACCAAAACUAACCAUCAAUUCUAGUUAUGAACAUAGAAACAGGUCGUCUGUACGUCUUAAGGUCGAUGUGAAAUUACGAAAUAUUCAGAGGCGAAUUUUGACGUGCCUGACUAUACACAUCAAGCGCGAUACAGUUUUGCGACUUUCCGGGGGGAAAAAAAGGUGCGUUCCGGGUGGAAGCGAGAAGACUGACUCAACAGCAGACUGACUGUUUUUCAGUUCUGAUUAGACUCUAGUGUUCAGAUGUCUGUCUGUCAUGAUAGCAUGUACUGAGUCGGGGCCAGUACCAGAUAAGAACAUUAAACUAUAAUCCAUAAACAUAAGAUAACAAUCGAGACCUAAUGGUGCUGUGACAGCAACGAGAUUGAGUUUGACAGUGAAAAUCCAUAUGGUAUGUUGUAUCUGAACAGGUUAGCUUACGAGCUAAAGUUACUUAGCACAGAUGAAAGUUAAAACAAAGACGUUUAACAAACUGUUAAAGCACACAAACCAUCGUCAUAUGAGAAAUCCGACGCUAUGACUCUCCACAAGUUGUCCUUCAGGUCGUUUUCUUUGUAAUAUUUGUGCUUUUUAUUAAAAAGCACUCUGUUCUCCGACACAUAAACAAUCAGCCGGUCGGCCAUGUGGGGUAUACCGGUGAACCCGAAAUCUGAUUGAUCAGAAGCGGACAUGCAGUAUGCCAAACUUAAGAAAAUUCGACCGUGAUACGAAAAAAUAAAUGCCGCAAUAUCACAGGACGGGAAAAUGUUGCCGAUGUGAACGCUUGUAUUGACAGGAUAUGCGUUCGAAUAAUUGCAUGAAAAAAACGCUCAAUCAAACGCUCAAUGAUCAAAUUUCACUGUUCACUUAGCCUCUUUCAAAACCAGUUUGCCCCAAACUUCUCAACAUGAUUCUGAUGCAGGUACGCCGCACGAAAUGAUAGAUUUCUACCACACAUCAGGUCAUGUUGAAGGUUUUACCUCUUCCACUAGAAAGCUCAAAAGUAAUUGAAAAAAGAUCUUUUUAAGACCACAGAGAGACUCACUUAGUGGCAUUUCCAUGUACUGGCUGUUCUCUCUGUUGAGGCGUAAAAGUUUUUCACUGGAUUUGCAUGUUGGAGUCAGAUCCACUCAUGAAAUAACAAAGCCUUGAUGGCUCCAUGUAGCCGGUCCUCUUGGGGAUCACUGAUGUCUGAAUUGGGGUCUUACUCCCUCUGCUGCCCCUUCUCCUGUUCCCACACAUGUGGGUUUGAAGAGGCCGCACUCGGGAGGUUUGCGGCCGGUGUGGAGCCCAGAGUGCACUGAUCUAUUUCCUGCACUUGUUAUGGUUUCUAUGGUAAAGCCCAGAACAUUCCUGGAGUCGAGCAUGGUGUUGGGCCGUCUGCGUCCAGGACCAGCUGUGUCAGCACAGCCGGGCUUCGGUUCAGUCUGAUGGGCUUCUCUGGUAAAAGCAUUCCCUGGCUUCACAACCGGCUUCAGCUGUAGUCUUAAUGGCACCUCACCCACCACCUCAUCCAUCCUGAUUAACAUGGAAUCAACCAGGGUUAUGCUGACAUUAGUAUUCAGCUUCUCUCAGACCCUGACAUAUUUAAUUCAUGCUGUCAUGUGAGACUUUGCAGCAUGUAAUUCAAAAUGUCUGAUGAGGAUUUUUAUGCACUUUGCUGUGGUUUCUGGGACUUUUCUGCAGUAUUGUCUUGUGGUUUCUCAGAUACUGUCUCUAAGUUCUUUCCAACAAUGCCUCGGUACAUUUUGAUCUCUUUAUACUUUUGCAAAGUGUAGAAAGCAUUUUUUCGCUGUCUGCAAAACCGCUGUCAGAAGUUUCCAUUUGCUUUGAGACUUCACAGCCAGUUCGCCUUUGUACUGUAGCUGCACUUAUUCUGUGUGGGAGAUAUUCGUCUUCUUUAUUGACUUUUCUCUUCUCGUACUUGCUAAUAUCGACGUUUCCUUUCAUGUGAUUCAUAAAGUCUGUCAGAUCACAAGUCUUAUGUCUAGUUGUGGUUGUGCGAUCGAGUCCUGGUCUCUGGAUGCUUUGGGAGAGAGAGAGCAGGGAAAGAGAUGAACCAGUGUUUCCAAGGCUGUCCAAUCAAUUACCGAUCUUCGCAGUUCAAAGUAAACGUGUUUACACCCUGGUUCAAAAAACCAUCACACUUCAUGGGGGUCAGUUAGAAAAAACACAUUUUUUUUAGCAAGGAGGCUAAUUGACCACCUUAACUCAACCUCUUCGCCUCAGGUUGACCAAAAGUUAGGCUGACUCAGCUUUUCGAAUAGGGCUGGGUGAUAAACUGAAAAUUCACAGAUACCGAAAUCUACAACAAGAACCAACAUAAUUUUGCCCAUAUCAAUAUAUUCGUUGUCAAAAAAAUAAAUAAAAGUUGUUUUUGGAUGUGUGUAGGUAGGCUAUGGUCUCAUGUCUCUUUAAAGGGAUAUUCCAGCGUAAAAUUAAUUUAGGGUCAAAUACAAUGUCACACUGAGUCAGAAGCGCUUGCUUCUCUAGUUACACCAACUUUAGUAACGACCGCACGAUAGCAAUACACAGCGGUCUGAGGAGCCAUAAACAAACCUCGAAGUAGACGUAGUCAAAGUGGGAGGGAGUGAGCAGCUUGUGGAGUAGUUAUCGUCCAUUUAUUGUUAUCGGGGUGAACUGCUCAAUAUAUCGAUAUUGAUAUUGAUUUGAGGCCGUAUCGCCCAGCCCUAUUUCCAAUAUGGUGACCACCACAGAUCGGCUUCAAAACUACACAACUAUAUCCAUGCUCUUUACAGUCUUCAGUUACAACAGUCGCCUCUCUAAUUGGCACCAAAAGUGAGUUAAAGUCAAUCAAUUGUUGCACGUUAGUAUUUCUGAUACACUGAAAUAAAGCUUACGUUUAAGAGAAAAGUGCUGUGUAACAUUACACAUUACAAAAUUUAGACUUGAAAGUCACCACACAUAAUUUAAACUUAAGAUACUGAGGUCCUGACACAGCUUGAUACCCGUGAAGCUGAAAAAAAAAAGAAGUUUGAGUUACUUUGAAGAGUAUCACAGCGAUUUUCUCAUGUCGAAACGAGCUCUAGUGGAAACAGAGACACAGCGGGUGAAACACCUGCUACAGAGAGGAGACAGAGACGGAGAAACUCUCACUGCAGUCAGCUGCAGAAACAAGGCAGACUUGCAAUAAAAUACAAGGUUUGUCUGACUUUUAGGGGCUGGUGUCUGGCAAAAAUUAGGGAGUAUGAAUUCCCUUCUGGGUUAGCCAUCACUGCUGUCAUGUGUUUUAUUCAUAACCUUCAUAGUGAAAUCAUUAGUGUUGAAUUUAUAUAACUUUUGCCACAUCAUUAUAAAUUCUCAGCAUAAAAGUUGAGCUAUUUUGAACCAGUUGAGCUAUACCUUUUUUUUGAAAAAUCAUGGCUUUUCAGUAAAAAUUGUUAGUUUUCUUAAUUGGGAAGAGAGAGGAUCAAAGUAUGAGGAGACAGAACACAUUAUACCCCCCGAGUAAGUCGUGAACAAAAAAGCUCCUCACACAGUUUCUCAUGCCGAGCUACAGAGGGAGAAGACAGAUCAUGUAAAUAACUUGUAGCAGGUUGUUAAAACCAAAGCCUCCGUGGUGUAAACACAAAGAUGAUGUACAUACCAGGGAUGAGGGAUUUCCUCGUAUCUGGUUUUUUGGAGACUCUCACACUCCCAGACAGACGGGAGGACAGAUAACACCAACAUACAGAAUGAGCCUGAAGAGCAGGGGGUGCUGGGCAGGAGGGUAUUUCAUCCCAGGAGACAAGGGAGGGAGUGAAAAGGAAGUGGGAGAAGGUGGAGGAGACACAGCCGGUUGUAGAAGAGGAGUAGAAAGUGGGCUGAUGGGUAUGGAGAGGCAUGAGAGGAGCUCUUUGUAAGGAGGAGAUAAGGUGUGUGUGAUUCAAACUACACACCUUUUAAUGACACAAGAGCAUGUGGACCUACAUGUUUAGUUAAAAAACGAUGAGUUGAAGCGCAGCAGCCUUUCAGACUCCGCUCUCAGAUACUUAGACAUCUUCUUAUCUCUGCUAUAAGUCAACACUGUCAAUGUGGAAUCCCACGGGACGGUCCGAUGUGAGGAAGGGCAGCCAAAUGGAGAAAUGGCAGCAGAUCAUAGAAGAAUUUUAUGAGCAUAUCCGCUUUUUUUGUGCUCUUCUCUUUUGAACAGCAUGGUCUGGGAUACUGGAGGCAGAGCUGGAAAGAAGUAAAAUACAUGAACACACAUGCUACGAUUCAAGCUCCUCAUAUUGAAGAGUAAAACAAGUGCAGGAGUGUUUGUUUUGUAAAAUGCAUUGCAGACAUUUUCCAAUCUGUACAAUAAUGCUGAAGGCUUCGAUAAUCAAUAUGUCAUGGAUAAACAAAGACUACAAAAAUACGACAUAUUUGCAUUCAGCUCCUAAAGCCAGAGAUAUAUCUGCUGUUAACUCCACACAUGAGUGCAUGAUGGCCGCCACAUGUCUCUGGCAUUGGUUCAGUCAGUGCGUUUACAUGCACAGCUUAAUCGGACGAAGCUCAUAAUUCGUUUUUUCACCGAAUCAGACUUCUCUCCUUGUCCGCGUAUCCAUGCAGCUGAGAAAGUUGAAUUAUUGAUGUGAACGUGUCCUCCUCCCCAAAACUAGGGGGGAUAUGAGUCUUUUUAGCAGCGCUGUUUUCGACCCCAUACAACCGUCAACAACAACAGCAGGUCCGUGACUUCAGAAGUGGCUACGACUGCUGCUUGGCAUUUUCGAGCAAGAAGAUGGAGCAUCGUACAGAGCUGUUUUUGUCAUACAUGAUGUACUCGCUACUUUUUCUGCGGAUGAGAUGCACGCUACUCUUCUUACGCUGGUUUUAUGGUACAGAAAAUCAAAUUCCAGUUGCAUUAUCUUCGUCGGAGUUCCCAAUUAUAGUCAGAUUAAGGUGUUUACAUCCACUUCAGUUGUCCAGUCUUAAUCUGAGUAAGGCAAUAAUUCGGUUUUCUCAAGUGUCAUGUAAACGUACUGACUGAGUCGGCUGUGCAUAAACUUUAGGGCUGUCCCAAUACGAUAUUGAUAUCAGAUAUUAGCCUGAUAUCAGCCAAAAACCAAAUAUUGGGUUAUAUCGGCCUGCAUCUAAAAUUUCCGAUAUCAGCACUCCGAUACAAGUAGUCCAUUCCAGAUUCCGCUCCAGCACCUCUAUCUAGCAGCGUCUAUCUAUCUAGCACCAUGUGAUCACAGCAACCAUGUGUGCUAAGGUAGCAAGGAUUAGGAGUGAUGUCGGCCCUGUGGCAGUAUUUUUCGUUAAAGUCCGAAAAAGACAUCGCAGCUGACUGCAAAACCUGUCAUGCACAAGUUUGUGUUAAUAUCGGAUCUAUAUUGGUAGUAGCCGAUACUGAAGGCUACAAUAUUGGUAUUAGAUCAGAAGUAAUGCAAAUUUGAAGCAACUAGCAGUCCAAGUAAAGAGACCAUCUAAUUGAUCAUCAGUUGAAGCAGAAAUCUACCUCUGAUAUUGUUUACUUUCCCGGUCUGUGGAUUUAAUCAGUUUUCCGUGGCUUGGACAUGUUAAAUAAGUACGCUGAUACCUGUGUGCUUUAAUGAUUUGAGCAGAGGUAGAGUAACCAAGGCUAAGUUUCAUUGUGUUUUAGGAUCACUGUCAGUUCUGUAAACUUUUUUAUUCAUGCUCUCCACCCCCGCCUUCCUUCCCUCUCUCUGUUACACCUUCAUUAGACCGAAUAAAACAGCGGUAACAUGACCCUGGGCGAUAGAUGUGAAGAGCAGGCGUCUUUUGGUGAUGUUUUUGCCAGAGCACCACAUGUGCAGGUGGUUAGCUGCUAUUUUCAAUCUCGCCUGUGAUCAUCCGAGUGUCGGUGACUUGUCCGACUCACCUUUAAGAGUGAGGGAAAGCAGCAAAGCCCAUCACAGUCCCCCUCUAGCUCUCUCACAUAAUAGCUCUGGUGUCCUUGAUAUGACCCACAUGCAGAUGUCAGGGGAGGGUUUUCUGGAGUUCAGUGCGGCCUCUAUUUAAGUGCCUUUAAGGGGGUGUUUAAACAGAGGAUCUGAGUCAUUCAUUUAGAAAUUAAAUUAAAGAAUAGCAGAGCACAGAGAAGGUCCUCCAAGACACCUGUGUUCCUGAAAGGCCUCCUGUGAAAACACGUGCAGCUCUUUGUUCUGCAGGGUUCAAGCUAGCACAUUUAUAUCUACAUCCCCUCCUGUGUAUGACUGCCGUACAAUAACAGUAACACACACAACAUCACACUUUUGUAACACAAACUAAAAACUUUUAUUUAUGUGAGUCACAGAGAGCUCUCCAGCACCUCCGGCAGCAGAGCACACAGGCACACUUUUACGAUGAAUUAGGGGAUUCUAAUUUUUCCCCUUUUAGUGUUAGUUAUAAAACCUCCUAAAUCUGUUUUUUAACAGUCCAGCGUGUUAAUGAAAGGGGGAAAAAUGAGUGAGGCCUUCGCCAAAGUCAACAUACUGCUUCCUGGUUUGCAAAAGGGAGUUGAAGCGUAGAGGACCAGCGCUCAGCUCCAGAGUUUGUCUCCAAAACUCUGUCAGAUUCGUAAUGACUAUCACAUUUUCCAUGUGUGGUAAAGACUGAACUAAAUUCAUUUUGUGGCACCUUUCCAAGCUUUUCAUCCAUACAUAUGGUUUAUUGAUACAUAAAAAAUUAAAGAGGUCAUGUUUUUUUCUUCUGUUCGCUCAGAAAUAACACAUAUGUUUAGAUUUGAAUAUACAGAAUACGAUACACGCAUUAAUAAUUGUCUUCAUUCAAAGGCUCUAUAUGUUCAGUCCUUUCAGCACCCAUGUGGUACAGAAAUAUAAGUGCCUGUAAUGACCUCAGAAAGUAUGUUUUUUAAGUUGUGUUUGUGUGUGUGUGAAGAUAAACUCAAGCAGAUACAGCAAUCAGUGUAAAGUAUCAAUAUCAGCAAAUACCCUGUUGAUAAAUGUCAGCACUGGUUGCAGUAGCUAACAUAGUGUACGUAUCUGUCAGCAGGAUUUAAUUUAAGCCCCAUGUAGUGGUUUUAUAUUAUAUACUUUUCAGUUUUUGGCUGAUGAUUUGGCUCCUUGGCUCUUGCAGAGUCAGCUCGUAGCUCUUUGGAGCUAAUUGGAGGCAGGGUUCCUACACAGUUGGUAUUUCCAUACUUUUCCAUACCCGACUUUUUAGAAUUAUUUUUGGAACGACCUAAUUUUCUAUUUUAGAAAACAGUAUUUAAAACUGUGGUAAUAUAGUCUGUUAACAUAAAUAUUUUUCCAUAUUUUAUUUUUCAUUUACCAUCCUUUUUAAGACCUGGAAAUUGAUCAAAUUACUUCCAUAGUUUUCUAUACUUCCCAUACUCGUGUAGGAAACCUGUGGAGGUAACAACCCAUGCAUCUCCAGAUAAAUACAAAAAUUGAGAUUAUAAAGCAGUGUUAACAGUGUCCUAACAGCGUUAAACUUGGUAAAAGAUGAAAUCUUCAAAAAGUAAUCUUAAGAAUAAUUCUGAUAUUUUCAAUUAUUCUCCCAAGUUUCAGUUUAUGGAACAAAAUUUGCUUGUUCUAGAUUGUUAAUGUAAACAUCACCUGUUCUUAAAGCUACUGUAAGGAGUUUUCCACAUUUUUUGAAAUAGACUGAAAUUCAGACUGAUACAUUUUUAUAAUAACCAAAAUGACACAAGACCACAAGGAUCUGGAUUGACAAUUUGUUUAUUGAUAUUUUUAAGGCCUGAAACUGGUGUCAGGGGGUAGGUGUCAGCCGAGCAGCUAAAUUAACAAUUUGGCUGUUUUUACAAUUUCUACAGCAAAUAUCAACAACCAGUAAUACAUUUUAAUUGUCAAAAUUCAUCAGCAUGAGAUUUAAAAAAUACAACUGAAGCAUUUAGAAGACAAAAUAAGAGAAGACUGCAUUGUCCAGAGGGGGCCCUAAAAUAUACAUGAAGCAAAAGUUCCUUACAGGAGCUUUAAAUGAAGAUUUUAAAGCAGUCAGUCUCAGUACAGCACAUGUUGCUGAAAAACCUGCGCAGACGUAACAGUCUGAUAUGAAAUUGUUUUGCUGUAAUCAGAUCUCCCAGUCAGAAGUAAUAAAACGAUGAUUUUGCUCCCUGAUGACGUCAGCGCAGCACGGGUUAAGCUCUUCCUCCCUCUGGAGAGAAGUUUCUCCUCCCAGAACUUUGUCCGAAUUAGCCAACACAAACAGCAGAGUCUUUUAAUGCAAUUGUCUGGUGUUGAUUACCGCUUUCAGUGAGUGGUAUCGCCUCCGUUUAAUUUUCUACCCAGAUGUCAGACAGCUCCUCCCGAGCCUUGAUUCUUCAUCUUGACUGCAGGCUGCUCUGAGGUAGAAGAGCAUGUCACACUGGCGUCUGGAGAGGAUCCGUCUGAACAGAUUUUGGCAGAAGGACUUCCUCUUCUUCCUGACCAGCGGUGAGAGGAAGACGGCUCGUUGUCAUUCAAACUGACAGACCACACCUCCGCAUUUGACCGCAGACGUGGCAGGCCACCCAGAAGGGACUCCAACACCCAUGAUGCUACAAAACAGAGAGGAUUUCCAUUGUUAACCACCUCAGAGAACAUCACUUUGCUCUAAAACCUGUUCUCUUUGUACUUUGUCUUGCUGACUUUGGAUGAGUUGAGUUCAUGUGGUUUUCUUUCAUUUUUCAACUCAUCUGAGUGAUCAUAACUUUUCUGAAUUUUCCAUGCUCCUUUUAAGAGUCUGUCUAUUUUCAGAGUUCUUCUUCACGACAAGCUUUAAGUUAUUUGUAUAGUAAAAAAUAGAUUUGUUACAACAUUACAUGACCAAAAAGAAGAAGCAGUUUUAUCCUCCAUACAUGCAGACAUUUCCAAAGAACAGGCCCAAAACCAUCCAACCACCUGAGAGAUGACAAACCACAGUCUUAUUCACAUUUUCAACCCUUCAUGUUCGCUCAAGGCCGCUGUUUAAUGAUAGAGCUUCUUAUUACGCGCAAACCCUAAAUCACAAUGUGGCUUGCUCCACAGUGACCAUAAUGUUAUACCGACAUUGCCCACAAGUGACACCAGAGCAGGAACCCUCAAGUCAGUCAGAAAACGUCAGCCCGGAGCACAAAAGCGUGGUUCUUCGGUUUAGAUCUGUCCUCUGUCCACAUGGCGGAGUUCAGGACUGAUGUGGCUAAUGUGGUGAUGAGUUUGGCUGAAGUUGGCGUGGUCUCUAAAAACCCCGUCCGACUGAGGCUUUCCCCAAAAGGUUUUCUUGAAGUAUCCCAAAAAUCUGCACAGCUCUUGAAAACCUCCCUGGUUUGGUCUGACAGCACAUAAAAUCAUAUUGAGCAGCAACUGAUCGGAUUUAUCGUCCCUGUAACUUUCAAAGUCUGUGGCAUUUUCUUUUUCAUAUUUAAGUCUUUAACACUGUUAUAACUCACUCCAUUUAGUCAAGUCUUUACAUCAUACACCAUCUUUAAUUCUCCUCUGUCACCUCUGUCCUAUGAUAUGAUUAGAGUCAGUCCACCUUGGUCUAUGAUUGAGAUAUUAUCAGUUGUCAUAGCGAUGGUCUGAUAUCAAGAAAUAGCAGGUUAUUCCUAUUAUGGAACAAUCUGCAUCUAGUGCCAAACACAGCUGUGUAAUCCAAUGAGUGGUUUUCAUGUCCAAACAGUGCAUGGCUAAAUACUGAAUCAGUUAAAGGGAUAUUCCAGCAUAAAAUUUAUUUAAGGUUAAACACACCAUAACACUGAGUUAGACACCCCCUUGAGGGAUGAAUGUUAUCGACCGCUUGCUUCUCUAGUUAUACCAACUUUAGUAACGACCGUACGAUAGCAAUACACAGUAGUCUGAGGAGCCACAAACAAACCUCAACCAAAACGCCACUCUAUAGCCACAAAUAAUGCUCAGAACAGCACCUAACUUCAUCAACAGGACAUAUAGGGUCCCAGCCACAGCACUAGCCACCAAACAUCUUUUUAACUUUGCCUAAUUUCUUUCGCAAAGAGACUAAACACAACUCACCUACUCUCUUCCAGCAGCCACUUGUUUGUAGUGGGACCUUAGGCCAGUCAAUUACGGACUACAGCGGGGUGACGCAGCUCAAGGAAGAACAUUAUAAUUUCUUCAUAGAAAUGCAAUCAGACUGAGAUGCUAAGGCAGAAGAACUACCACGUCUGCAGUGCAAAAUGAUUAAUAUGAUGAUUAUUACUUCAAGGAAGCAGCAGUCGGCAACAUUCAUCUCUCAAGGGGGUGUCUAACUUGGUGUUUGAGCCUAAAUUUAUCUUACGCUGGACUAUCCCUUUAAUGCUGUACAGUUAAAGCAAGUGUGUCAUGUUUUAUUUAUUGGCUGACAUCUUAAGUUAGUUCUGUAGUGGUUUAUAGUCUUGUGGCUCUGGUGGUUUUUGGACUUUUUUCUCAAACACAAAGAGAUAGAUUUUAUGUCCCUUGAACAACAUUUUGUGGUUUAUUAUCUCAGCUGCUCAUCUGAGGGAAAACUUAAAAUUGUUUGUUUUAUUUUUGGUUUUCUCCGACUGGCGACAUUUAGCUGUUUGUUUUUCUUUGAAGCACUUUGCCGGGGUCUGGAGGUCUUUGUAGUGGUUUACAGAUUUUGACUGGCACCUGAAACAACCAGCAGGAGACCUUACCCAGGAGUGUAGACAUCAAUCAGGUCAGGUUUGUGUGACAGGAACUGAAAUUUUCGCAGAUUUGACUCUGAAGGAAAGUUCUUGAAAGAAAAUUUGAGAAUUGUAGUUUUUCUUGUUUGCGCUGGGACGGGAAAUGAUCAAAACUCAUCUUUGGUACUUUUAUUUUGAUUCUUCGCACUUGGUGAUCUUUUUCUCCAGUUGACUGGCAGCUGAUUGAAGACAAACAACCUUUGAACUUGUUUUUCAUUGGAUAAGGUUUUUCUUGUUGUUUAUCUUUUCUCCUGCGCUCCUUCAUUCCCACUUUGAACUCUCGUCUUCUUUUUGCUGAUGGUUUUCUAUUUCCUUCAAAGUUGAGCACAGGCAGGCUAUCAAAUUCUGGAUGCUAAUGUGAUGGUCAUUAGCCAGCGGGCCACACACACACACAAACACACACACACAUACAGAGAAAGAAGAAGCACAACUUCACAAGAGAGCUACACUUCUAGGUUGUGCUUAAGCUCCGAUGUUUUGCUUUGUAACUAAAACCCGAGUUGCUCCACGGGCCCCAAAUCUCCUAGCUGAGUGGGUCCAUUCCCGCUCCCCACUCCAUUGUUGAUGUACUUUACUGGAAAGACGACCUGUUUGUGUAACUACACCGAGCGCUGAGUCUGUGCAGAGCCAAGCGGGGCCUCUGGGAUGUUGGGAGGGGGCAGGGCUGCAUGUAGGGAGAGGUUGUGGAUGCUGCCGCCGCCGCCCGCAUGCCUAUCCUACCGCAGCUCAUCUGAAAACCAUUUUAAAGUGUUUAUUUCCCCACCUUUAACAUCAGAUGGUGAGACACCAUUAUGGUUAGAUGUGCAGUGGGCAGUUCAGCAGCUUUUUUUUCUGUGGAUGUGGUUAUUUGCAAUGUGAAAAAUGUCCAGUAUCUUUUUUCUUCUGGCCAAGAAAAUGCAGAAAAGACGCAUUUAUAGUCAACUAUUUCAUGAGGAUUUCGCUUCCUAAAAUUAAUCAAAAAUAUUAAGGGGUUUUUUUUGGCCAUUUUUGCCUUAGGUCAGCUGAAGAGAGACAGGAAAUGUGGUGAGUAGAGAGUAGAGAAGAAUCAAAUCAGCAACUGCCACAAGGAGGACAAAAGCCAUACGGGGAGCUCAGACCUGUUGGCCAUUAGGAUCCCCUUAACAAGUCCUUUUUAAAGUUUCUUGACUUACUUGAAAAAAGCUAUAAAAUGGUGGAGGAUUCUCCAUCUAUCAAUCCCGUUCAUUUCCCUGGUGGUGGAGACCAAAAGCAGAGCUAACAGAAUGGGAAACUUCAUGGCUGUUAAUGCAUGCUAACGCUCUUCCUUGUAAAUUUAACAUGUGAAUGAGCAACUACAACACUUUUAACAGUAAAAACUUUAUGAGGUGAUAAUGUCAGCUCUACCACAAUGUCAACAAAACACAUUAAGCCUUAAACAUGUCAUGCAUGAGUUUUUCCAGGACUGUGUUGCAUCUCUCUUUGCAGUUGUUGCAGUUGUUGAUAAAUCGCCCCCCUCCAAACACAGAGAUGUUUAGUCACUAAAAAUUACAUGCUACACAAAGAUUAGCUCACAUUCAGGUUUCUGCACUCUUACUCCAAAUUAUAACUCCUUUUACGGCACAAAACUCUAAUUUCUUUCUUUCUAAAUGCAUGUCUAGUGCAACUCGUAAACUUGUAGCUGCAUCAAAGAGGAUGUGACACACAAGAAUAAGAUGUUUAUGUGGAAAAAAGUCCUGAUUCGCUCCCCCACAGAGAGGCGGCAGACAGUUGGAGCCUGAGAGAGCUGCUGGAUGCUGCAAUCUUGGUUGCCUCAUAAUCUGACAAUGCCUUUUGUUGGACGUGUUACAGAGUUCAAUCAGAGAUACCCUGUCAAGAAGGGUCCUGAUUUUCUUUUCCCAUUCCCGGUUUUACAUGAACAGUCUGGCCCGUGUCACAGUCCCUGAGAGGUUCUGGGCUCACUGUGGGUGAUGUGACGGGGGUUAUUGGCUUUUAAAGUUCACCCGUCACUGCUUCCGCUCCGUCUCCCACAACAUUAAAUCCUGCUUCGUCCCUGUUCCCCCAUCCUUUCUCACUUCUCUUGCAACUGAGCGUUGGCUUUGUCCUACCUGUCCUCACCUCUCUUUUCACACCUCCUUUGCUAGCUCAUAACCUCCUGAGCAUCAUGCCUGUCCGUCUCAUGUGAUGGAGGCGUCGUAUGGUUUCCAUCACUUGUAAUAAAAAAGAUGGAGCCUAAAUCAGGCCACACACGUAGACACCGGGAUGGUGUCGGUUUCCAGCAGAGCCCCCAGAGCCAUCCCAUGAACUCAAAACCCCGUGGCCUUAAUUCUGGCUUCCUCUGCUUGCGUCAUUGGCAGGUACAGCCUGAAAGUGAGCGCAGUGGGCAUGUCGUAGGAUGGAGUCAAUUCUCUGAGCUGUUAAAUAGUCAGUUAUGAGGUGAGGUAACAAAGCAGCCAGGACCUCCACUGUGAGAGAAAGAGCUUUGUGCUUUGGCUGCGGAUCGUGCUCAGUGUGUCCUUCCUGUAAAUCCACUGUGAGGAAUUUUUAACUACCUGCAAAACAAACUAAAUUUAUUCCUGACGUCUUCAUACAAUCUGCAAAAGCACAAUAUUGGCGCAUAGUUUAAAGUCCCACUCUGAUCGUUUUUUUACUACUUGAAGUGGUCUUUAAAUCGUGAUAAAGUUUUUAGCCAAAAUUGCAUUACCUGUGUCAUUUUCUAGGAUUUUUCUUCUGCAGAGCUCAAGUAGAUCAUUAGCAAUUCGCCUCUGAGUCGUGGGUGGAGACAGUGCUGCUCUGCACACCCCUCUUCACGCUAGCUAGUAGCCUAACAUUGCCAGUUUAGUAGAAGCAGCAGGCAACAUAGGAGCUAGGGGCAUAAUGAAAGCCAAUGUCAUAAUUAACCUUUUGACGAACAUUGCAGUCCGCUAACGGACACGCUUGUUCCGCGAUUGUCCUCUCUAUUUCUUUGAGUCUGGCCUACAUAGCAGAGCUCCAGGGGCGGAGCUUGGAGUUGUGAGGUAGGAAAUCUCACUCUUUCUGAGUCUGCCAGAGAUUCACAGCAAUUUAAAUACAGAAACACUCAGAAAUAUGAUAUGAUGUGGUUAUGAUAUGUCCUGUACCAUCAGAAAAAUGCCAUAUGAACAUGUAAAAAACAUGAUUUUUAUCAGAGUGGGUCUUUUAAGUUAAUGCAGGCCAUGAAGUCCAGCUCACACCACGCUACACUAGCUGCUCCCAAUACCAUGUUGGAUGAGCACAGCAUAUGUCAAAAUAGGCCCUCUGUUUGGACCCCUUCUCUUACAGCUCUCUACAAACCAUUUUGACCCCAGAUCCUUUUUUUAUGCUGUCUUCUAAAUUUGGCACCAAUGCUUGCCUUGUUUUGUUUCCUUAAGUCUUUGCUGUUGCUCUCCCUGCCUUGGUUUUCCAUGCACGAGCCUGAAACAAAGGAGAGAUGUGAUAACAAGCUGAAAGAGUCAGUGGAGGCAGAUGUACUUUUGUCAACCAACUUUUCUAUUUACGUUCUAGUAAAUAAGAAGUCUUUUGGAUUAAAAAAAAAAAAGUACUAAUUGGAUGGAAAGGACAUUUUUCCAGUCAAGGUUGCUGCUUUUGAAGUCACUGAAAGUUUCUGAUUUUUUCCAACACUGAAAGACACAAACCAGGACUCUUAGUUAGACACACACUUGGGCACACACACUAUAACAGCUCAUGAUCCAGUGCAGACCACCUCACCCUACCAUUGAGGAAAGCCGAGUGGAGUAUGAGUCAUUCAUUGAACCAUCAUCUCCCUCCUGACUGUAAAGCACAUGUUCUUGGAGUACAGUGUUAAAGGAUCUCGUAAAAUCGCUUAUUUCUGUUUGGGUAAUGAGAGACAGACGGCAGGAAAGAUGUUUGCUUUUCUAAAUAACUGCCGAAAACAAACAGUAAAGGCACGUAAUGAAAACAGUGGAGUCCACAAUCAGCAGAGAGGGCUGUCUUUGUGGUGUUGUGUAACGCGUUCGCUUAACCGCAGGAGAAGUACAGUUUAGAGGUAUUUAAGAUCACUUUAGUUUGUGUUGUUGUUGUUGUUGUGUGUUGAGUAUCUUUUCAAACUCUUGUGACAAACUCUGUGUUAAUGUCGCUCUUAGUGUCACAGAAGCAGAACUUGUUGCUGAUAGUCUCGUCUGUGAUUUUGUCUUUAUUUGAUCGCUGACAGACAGGUAAUGUGGCAGAGAGGGAGGGGGAUAUGCAUCAUGGAGUCAUGACCAGAAAUCGAAAAAGAAAAGAAGCCUUUGUCUCUUUAUUUUCUUCUUAUUUUCUUUCUUUCUUUCCUUGUGUAUGUCUUUUUUUAUUUCUUUCAUCCUUUUGUCUUUCAUUGACUUGCUUUCUAUUUCUGUUUUUCUAUUUGUAAUUUGAUUUCUGUUCUUUCUUUCUUUCUUUCAUUGACUUUCUCUGUCUGUUUUUCUAUUGGUCUGAAUUCCCUUUUCUUUUUUUCCAUUCUAUUUUCAUUUUUUCUCCAUUUCUUUUUCUUUCUUUCUUUCCUUCUUUCUCCCUUCCUUUUUUCGUUUUUUCUUUCUUCCUUCUUUCUUUCUUUCUUUCUUUCUUUCUUUCUUUCAUUCUUUCACUUUCUCUCUCUCUCACUUCUUCUUUCUUUCUUUUUUCUUCCUUUCAUUCUUUCUCCCUUCCUUUUUCUUUCCUUCUUUCUUCGUCUUUAUUUUUUCCUUAUUCCUUUUGUCUUUAUUUCUUUUUCUUUCUGUUACUUUUUUGUUUUUCUCUUCCUCUCUUUCUUCUUCCUCUUUUCUUCCUUCAUCUUUAUUUUUCCUCUUUCCUUUUUUCUUUCUUUCUUUCUUUUUGACUUUUCUUUCUUUCUUUUUCUUUCUGUCUUUCCUUUACCUUCUUGUUUCUCUCUUUCUCUACCUUUGUUUUUUCUUCCUUUCUUUUCUUUCCUUAUCUAAAUUUUUUCUUUCUUUCUUUCUUUCUUUCUUUCUUUUUUUCUUUCUAUCUUUCUUACCCUCCUUUACCUUCUCUUGUUUCUCUCCUCUUAUCCCUUCCUUUCUUUCCUUCCUUCUCUUUAUUUUUUUUCUCACCCCUCUUUCCUUUCUUUGAAGUAUUUGAAGAUAAAAUGACUCGGCAUGUUUUCACAGCACGUUUUCUUUGUAUUUCUGUGCAGUUGCACAAUUCUGCUCAUAACACGUUAUUAUCCUAUUCUAAUAAACAUAACUGAGGUUGGGGCUCUAAAGACUUCUCUCUCUCUUUCUGACUCGAACUCGACUCUUUGUGUUUUGUGCCCGCUAUAAUUCACUGAUUGCCCUCUUGGAGUACUCCGCGCUCGGGUUCCUGGAAAGAAGCUGAGUGAGUGUUAGGCGAGGCGGGGAUCCAAAUCACAGUCUGUGUGACCUCAGCUCACAGCUCUGUGUUCUCAUCCGUUACUAUAGCGUUCCCCUUGCUAUUUACUGUAAAUAAACACAGUCUUUAAUGAGCUGGGCCCAUGUAUCACCGCUGAUUUUCUGUGGACAUAAUUUUGGCCUGUCAGAGGAGAAUUAACGACCAUGUUGAGAAGGAAGAAGUUUAUAUUUGGGCAGUCUUUUGUUUUAGGGAAUCAGGCUGGUGAAAGAUGCCGGCUUGGAGACGGUUAAUUUUCUAAGGUGGACACUGUGGAUUUUUCUUCAUCAUAGAGGUUUUGCACGAACAAUGGGUGACUUUAUCCAGCCAGAAUACACAAUAACAAGGAAAUCCAUUGACAUUAGAAAAACCUCUGGUGCUUUGUUUCUUCUUUGGGUCUUUGUCUUUGGAGCAUAAUUGUGUUUGCUGAGCAGUAUAAGUUUUGUGGUCGGAGCAUCCUGGACGAAGGUUGCUCCUGCGGUCAUGAUUGAUUGGAUGGGACUCUGUCUGACUGUGCGGGGGACCGGCAAAGAUGACGAAUCAGUGUCUGAUUUAAUGAGCAGCCAAACUAAAGAAAACUGAGUCUCUGUUGCUGAACUGUGAACAAGGCCACUGGUGUUCACUGCCAUGGUUUUCCACAGCCUUUUUCCACUUAUUUCUUCCUUCGUUUGAACAUUUAUUACGAAUCGUGUCAUUCAAUAAAUUGUGUUUUUGAAUUCGACAGGCUUUAACCGUUUCCAUGUGAGUAAAUCCUGACCAGAAAAUAUGCAGCAAUGUCAUAGCCAAGAGUUAUUUGUCGAAUUCAAAGAUGGAUUUUGUUUUUUAGCAACAAUGUUUAAUUUGGAUUAAGUAUUUAGUAUUGUAGUACUCAGUGUGUUAACUGUCAUCCUUUUUGGAUUUAGCUGCUGGUCAUUUACCUCCUUGAAACACCUUUGAAUCUGUUUUAAUCUCCUGAACACUAAACAGUCUGUGUUUACAGUGUAGUUUACAAAAUUACAAAAUUGUCAUUACUUGACACAGAAACAAAAAGAAACUCCCUCUUCCUUUCAGCUCCUUCAAGACAACUACAGAUCAAGACCUCUACAACACCCAGUCAUCCACUGUUUCAGCACGAUUUAAGUGUUUACCUCUCGGUCUAUAAUUAGACCCUGCUUGACAUUUAAAUGUAGACAUUUAACUGCUGAGUAAGCCGGCUAUCCAACCAAAUUUAGCCGAGAUGUCUGCAGAUGUAGUUACUGACUUUAGGUAGCAGAAUUCUAGUUAUUGAACCUCCAAGAUUUUUUAUUCUAAAACUACGAAGUGCUCAAUAUCUAUGUUGAUCACAAGUUUAUUCGAAUUCACUCUGGGCAAAGACGAGUUAGCACAAAAACCCAAAUGUGUCUCUUAGCCUUGCUCAGCAGUUCAGCAUCUGUCUCCUCUCCUUAUCUGUCCUCUUCAUCCAGGAAGUGACCCACUGGGAAAUGAGCAGCGAGCAGGUCGUAACCCCUGAUCGAGGCUUCGGCAGCCCCACUGGUGUGUCGGCUCCGGGGUUGUAAAGAUUACAGCUGCUCCAGCUGAUGUCUGUUCUCCCCGUGCGCUGAAAGAGGAGCUGUGAAACCGAGCCCCCUCCUUUGUUGUCGUGUUGUCGGCCAUGUGUUUUGCAUUAUACCAGGUGUCCUCUAUGUUUGACAGCCAAUGCAAGAUUCUCCACCGUGCAUAAGAAGCUCAUAAAUCAAGUUUGCACAGAAAUGGAAAAUCCUCUGGCUUGUGUAAUAGUUUAUUCCUUACAAAGUGUUUUGGUGUCCUUACAGAGCAGUAGACGUGUAAACACUGUCUGCGUGUUUGGAUUGCAUCAGCGACUUUGAGCCGCAGCACUUUGAUUACUGUAAACUGAUGAUAUGUUUGCUUUUUUUUAGUGGAAGCAUGCAUGAGCUGACACUUUGAACAUCUGCACAGCUACACAUGAUCCAGAUAUGCCAUCAAUUAUUGUGGCUGGAUUCCCAGAGUGCACCUGUCUGCUUACAGGAAAGACUUUUGUAACUCCUGAUGCCUCAUGCACAGCUGUGUGAAGGAUCCUGUGGAGGCUCAUAACAAGUUUCAGUCAUGAACCUCAGGGAUCUCCAGGAGCUCUAGAAACUGAGGUUAUGUUUAUGUGUGUGAUGCAAGACUCCACAAAGAGAUUAUUCCCACAAUUUCACAGUUUUCCUAUUUUGUAUUUCCCACAUCACUCCCUUUCUUCUGAGCUUUGGCAAGAGUUCACUGAAAGUCACGAAUAUUUGAUUGCGUGUUUAUGAAAAGAUGCCUCGCUGUUAAACACUUAUAAAGUUUAUUGACUUUAACGUUUUUAUUCCUGGGAACACAUAUUCAACGUGAGAUUAAUGAACAAAUUUCCGAGAGCUGAAGUAAAGUAUUGGCCGGUUUGUUGAUCGUGAGAGGUUUUGAUUUCAUCUGUGUUGACAGUCCAGACCAUAGACAGCCAUCUGUGUCUGUGGAGGCAUUAGAGUGAGUGUGUGUGAGUGUGUUUCCACCGAACAGUCUGCUUCAUUUGGGUUCAGUAUGGUAGGCAAUUAUUAGCAUUUCCACUGUCAAACGUUCGGAAAAGUACAGAAGUAACCGAUCCGGACCGUCUCACUUUUUGGCGCACUCCUGCUUGGAGGUAUCAUACAGGUGUCUGGGUCGGUCUUGUUCAAAAACAGAUCUUUGGUUUCAUGCUGACACCGGUUGAGCUGUGAGAGGGACACCGAGAUGGAUGCAAAGGGAGCAAAACACUGAACAAGAUAAAGUAUUUCCUGUAGCCUUCUUUUGCGAGAUACGGGUCCUGGAUGCAAAGGGGACAUUUGUAAGAUUCCUUGCGCACACCAGCAGUUUCAAAAGUCUGACCACCUGUUAGGAUCAUAGACUGUAUAUAGAAUGGACGCCGUUAGUUACUGUAAGACUGGUUUGUCCUCAAGUCCUCUUUUUUCUGUACAGCUCCAUUUUUAAAAGUUAUUAGGGGGUUUAUGAUUGACACUUGAUACAGCCUAUGGGGGUACAAAUAUUGCAUAGCUCACCAGGGGGAUACGCUGUUUGAGCCGAGCAUCAUCAUGGAGACUCUCAGCGACUCUCCCGCAAAAUGCGUAGAACGCUACUGCGCAAUGUUGGUUUCAGGAAGUGGAGAAAAAUCGCAGAAAUACCGGCGGAAGGCAAAACCAAGUUGUCCAUAGUUUAUACAGUCUAUGGUUAAGAUGCACACAGACAUGGAAAUCAGUUGGCUAAGGAGAUGUAAGCAAGAUCAGGGUGUGCUGAACCAUACUGGGCUACUUGGUGGAAACACGCCAUGUAAAGCCCAACGCUGGUGAUCAUUGUACAGGUGGAGUUGAAGCAGGACUUAAGCCACCAAACGAACAUUGAUAAUGACUCCUCUGUUGGUCAUAUCAGCUACAUUGACUAGUCUGCACAACUAUUGGCCUACAUGGUGGUCUGACUUGGACUGUCGAUGGGAUGCUGUUUGUAUUUUGGCCUGUGAGGUAGCGGUGUCAUUGGGGUCGGGAGAAAAUCAACAUCAUAGGAGUAUCAUAGUCAAAAGCCUGUUUUUGCAGCGCUUGCCUCUACUCUCGACGGUAAACGUCUUGUUCUCUGAGGUUGGUCCGGGGUUGGGAAUCCUCCCCUCUAACUGAAGUUGUUGAACUGAGCUUUAACAUUCAACGGUCAUUAAAAAUCCUUUUGUACCAAUAACAACGAGUCAAGCUGUUGACUUUGGCACCAGAACUCAAACUGAGACCUCGAGGAGCCCAACGGUGCUGCCUUUUGAAUCUAUCAAAGAAUUACCUCAUCUAUUAAAAAGCACUCGAACUGGACGUGCGUAGAAGUCUUGGCACUAACUGGCCUUGGCUCUUAAUAGCUUGAUAAAUGACGGUCAUGUGAUUGACCGGCGUUCUGAUUGUCAAAGUCAUAGAUCACACUCUUUAUGUCGCCAUGUUGAAAAACAGCGAUUUCUUCGUAUAGCGAAUGUGAAGUAAGCUUCAUUCCAGGUGCAUGAAACCAUACCACCACCACCCCCCCUCCGCCCAACCUUUCCACACACACAGACGCACACUUCCUGAACUGAAAAUGAAACGCAGCUGUGUUCCCGUCAGCGCAGAGGAUCUCGCCACUCAUCUGUCAUGAAAGAUAUCCUCGGAAAAAUAUUCCACAAGUGUCCCCCGUUCGCUGAGGCCUUUGAGUUUGACUCCAGAGUCAACUUAAAGUGAACGAGAAAAGUAAAAGGUGUGGAUAUUCAAAAGAGUAGUGUUUAUACAUACUUGAUUUUAGUAUUCCUGAGUUAAAACCAUGAGAAGUUUUUCCGUCACUGGGACUUAGCAAAGAGGAGAGAGACAUCGCCUGAAUAAGGAGGAAGUUUGCUGAGUGAAGGCUGAGUUCAGGAAAAUAAGCAUGUCGCUAAGUGUAAACAAGUCAGCGGGGGGGGAUUGUUUUUGUGUCCCCUACCCCCUCGCCACCCAGACCCCGAGGGAGCAGCAGGACUCUUUAAUGUAGACUCCAGGCCUGUUUGUCCAGAUGUUGGAUUUCUGGACAUGGAGAGUCCCCAGAUAACACCAAACUCUACCCACGUGUCCCUUUUAGACCUUUCAGCUCUGGAAAAAUGUAAGUUAUGCUGAAAAAUGUGAUGAAUUAUAUGAUAUUGUUUUCACACAGGGAUCCAGGAGGCCACCCAGUGCACUAAGUGUAAGAAUGAAUGGGCGCUGAAGACCUCCAUCGCUCUGCUCUACGUGCUGUGUACCCUCCUCACCAUCGCUGUCGCUGUGCUGGGAUAUAAAGGUAAGACUGAUGAAGGAGCCGCUCUAGAAUUGAAAAUUUGUUUCAUACCAGCUGAAAUAAGCCAGAGUGAAGCCUCAGUGUAAUUUACUAUCUACAGUGAAACUACUGUCACUUCUCUUGGGGAUUUUCUCGUCUACCUCCUUUUAUUUCAUGUACUUUCUAAUACAAAUGAAGGCAGAAAUCACCAUUUUUACCUCAAAAAACUUCAACCUCCUCCUCUCUUGGUUUCUCCCCUCAACCUCUUCUCAGUUUAUUUUACCAACACUCCCAAAGUUCACACCUCGAGGGAGGGUCCCCAGGCUUUUUGGAACCGAACUCCCUGGUCUGCUUUUUUCACAUUCUUCCAGAUCGUAGAAACGGUCUCGAUGUCUUUUGCAGAACUGAACUCUGAAUGUUCCUGAAAUAAUUGUGUUAAUCGCUCCAGUGUGCGACCUUCAUGUCCCCUUCUUGUUUUCAGUUGUUUCAGUUGCUCAGGGGUUAUCUGUGUGUCCCGAGUAUACGUGAACAACGAUGUCCCCCUCGCUCUCUGAGCUCAGUCCGUCCCGCUCGUUCCAUGGUUCAUGUUUUCACGCAGGCCUAAUUGAUGCCAGAUGAGCAGCGAGUGAACUCAGUGCAACUCCAGCAGAACCCUCUGAAAUUGGGUUUUUACUGGCACCGGAGCACUGCUCUGUCAGGGGAACCACAGCUCAGCCUAAACACACUCCCAGCUCCAGAUGGUUAUGUAGUGAGACCCAGUGCGCUCUAUGCACUUAACAUGUGUGCCUCUCUCUGUCCUCCAUCACUGACCCACAGAGAAACAGCCUCUAUGUGGCUCUUUUGUUUGGAUGCAAUUUAACCAUGGACAUUUGGCAGGGACUUGGUGACCUCUUGUCAUCUCCCCUGUAGCUUGUUGUCUUGAUAGACACGAGCAAAGGCAACAUGAGGUCACUCCCAGGGCUCUGGAGGAUUUAAAUCCCAUUCAUUCUCCUCAAAGACUAAGAAAAACAAAUGGAGAAGGCUAUGACUUAUGCUUUCUCCUCACUCCCUUUUGUGAGCACGUCCUUUUUUCUCAGAGAAAACUGGUGUUAAAUAUGACCCAGCGAAAAGUGCCUGGCAGAUACCACUGAUGAAAAAUUCUUCAUCUGAAUUAUUUCACUCAUGUACUCCAGGAACUUGCCAAUUACUCACUCACCUCAAAGCAGGAAAGCAAGGUUGUCGGACUUCUUCCACAACUUGAAAUAAACUGCUUGAACAAUUGAAACCAAUAAAUUUGCAACUGUGGUGAGCAGUCAAGAGUAAAUCCCUAAAAUGCCGCUCAAUGAGAAUUUCAUCUCUCUUGAAUCAUCUCUGAAAUUUCCUGUCUUGCAUUCGCUGUAGGUGAUGGAAUUCACUUUUUCCAAUUCACUUGAACUCUUGCCACCCAUCGACAUAGUCGAAGAGCACUCCACAAAGUCCAUUUGACAGUCUGAAUUUCCUGGGAGUUUGCUACGCAUUCGAACAUACUCGAGGCAAAGGAUCAGGCAAUUUUAAAACGCAAGGAAUAGAGACAACACCUCGGUUUACUAGGGAUGGGUGAUAAAUUAUCAUUCAUGAUAUAUUGUCAGAAAAAUCCUCCAUGAUAAAUAUUUGCCAUCUCAUGAUAAAUAUAAUAAAUGCAAGUUGAUGGCAUAAGCAUGAGUGACGGACUCACAGCCAUGGCCCACACAGAGCAGAAUAACAAACAGGGCCGAAGAUAAUGAAGAAGACGUUUCUGAGCAGCUUGUUACUGAACGAGGCUCCGCAUGAGGGAUUUCCUUUUAAGAUUUCCCCUAAAUGUUGAAAUUAUUUUCACAUUUGAGACUCGUUUGAUGUCAUUAGUUUUCUCCAUAACCUAACACUUUAACUUGUGGUUAAGAUGAGUCAAAAAUAUAGAUUGGAAUUAUAAUAUUUUUUACCUGGACUUUCAUUGUUAUCGCCAGAAUGUCAACUCUUAUCGUGAUAAAUUUUUUAGCCCAUACCGCACAUCCCCACUGUUCACUCAAGGGCCUGUUUAAUAGCUAAGGUUCAACCACAGGUCGCGUCUCAAUAACCUGUGAGACAAAAUCUUGGGUGAAGAAAGCCCACAAAUGUCUCUUCCAAAAUAAAAGAAUUCUUGAUAACAGUAUUAUUGUGUUGGUCUCCUGCUCUGGAGCUGGAUUGUGAUAGUUGGACAGCCAGAGGACAAUACAAACAGAGAUUUAAGUGCAUUAAAUAAUGUGUGACUAAAAAAAUGUAGGUGAGGCCAAAAACAGUAAAACACAAAGUACAUUCAUCUUGUUUUAUAGUUAGUUUAGAGUUCUGGGGGAGGAAAACUGGUAUUUGAUACAACAGUCUGUGAAUAAAUUAAAUCUCAUUUUUCAUGAAAACCAUGGCUUCAAGUCCUGGGUUCAUGUGUCAUAUCUAUCUGCUCCAAUAUGGUUUUACACCCCACUUAUUCUAUAACUGUUUUUACUAUCUCAGACUUUAUAUGAAUAAGGAAGUUGGAUUUUUACAAGACAGCCUUGGAAGUUUCAAGAACCACCCACACAAGAACUGGAAAGAGUUCAAACUGGGCACAAAACAGUUCACUUUCACAAUAUUUGGAAACAUAGAGGGUUCCUGCCAAAGUAGCGCUUUCCUCAGCUCCCCUGCUUGUUUUAUGGUUAAUGUUGCCACAGUGUGAUGCAAAGAGUCUCUCUGGAGGCCAAUACAUGGACAGAGCGUGUGGAAAUGUCCACAUGUGAAACUUUGCUUGUGUUAGUUUUAGUGUUAGUUUCCAUUUCCAGGCUGGUGUAGGUCUAAGUUUUUGUGUCAGAGUGAGCAGAUGAUGUAUCCUGUGAUUUAAGGUGUCUCUGCGAUGAUAAAUUAUAUUUUCCUCUUCUGGAAAGGUGUCUCAUACAGCUCAACAUUUGUAGUACUUCUGGUCCAAUUUCUCAAAAUAAUGUGGAAAGCUGUUGAAAAUGUUUCAGGUGACACUGGUUUCCAUUGUUGUAUCUCUUCCAUCAGACAGAUGUAUGAUACGAUACGAUACAAUAGGAUACGAUGUGAUACAAUACAAUGUGAUACGAUAUGGUACGAUACAAUAAAAUACGAUACAACACCAUAUAAUAUGAUAUGAUAUGAUAUGAUAUGAUACAAUACAAUAUGAUAAAAUAUGAUGUGAUACGGUACAAUACAAUACAAAAUGAUAUAUGGUACAAUACAUUAUAUAAUGAUAUAAUACAAUAUGAUACAGUAUGUUACCAUAUGAUACAAUAUGAUACGAUACAAUAUAUAUUCAAUGAUACAAUACAAUACAAUAUAAUACAAUAUAUGAUAUGAUGAUACAAAAGGAUACACUGUGUUACAAUUGGAUAUGAUAUGAUGUGAUUUGAUAGGAUAAGAUUUGAUACGAUACAAUACAAUACAAUACUACAGUAUAUGAUACAAUAUCAUAUGAUACGAUACAAUACGAUAUGAUAUGAUACAAUACGAUGCAAUACAAUAUCAUACGAUACGAUGCAAUACGAUAUGAUACGAUAUAUGAUAUGAUAUGAUACAAUACGAUACACUGCGUUACAAUUGGAUAUGAUAUGAUACAAUAUGAUACGAUGAUAUAAUACGAUAAAAUACAAUACGAUAUGAUACAGUAUAUAAUAUGAUAUGAUACGAUAUGAAACGAUGCGUUACGAUACGUUAGGAUACACUGCGUUACAAUGAGAUAUGAUAUGAUGUGAUAUGAUAUGAUAUGAUAUGAUACGAUUUGAAAUGAUACAAUACAUUGUGUUACAAUUGGAUACGAUAUGAUACAAUACAAUACCAUACCAUACCAUAAAAAUCAAAAAAAAGAAUAUUCCCUUAAAAUGUUUGAAGUUUAACACAGAUGGCAGAAUACUAACUUACUACCAUGCUGUGAAAUUAAGGGCUGCUUGUAGUGCCAGUCUGCCAUAAAUAAAAGUCUGUGUCUUCAUUUGGAUGGAUUGAUGGACUUAUUCCAGCUCAUCUCUGGUGAUCUGACCUCUCGAGGUGACCGACCUGUUGUUUUAACUGCUGGAGCGAACAGCUGGGAUGCUGCUUCCCAGCAGAGGAGCCCAUAGAGUUCAUAGUGGACGGAUGUUUCCCCCUGGCGAAGCUGGUGGUAGAAGUGGGCUGAUUCCCCGGAAUCCCAGACACAUUCCAGAGGAAAUGAACGCUGGUGUCGCCUGUGGGGGCGUGAAGAGCCUCCCUGGCACAGCGUCUGUCUCCUUUGGGCUGUCUUUGAUCCGCCUGUUUACUGAGGACCCCCCCUAGGUCACUUCCUGUUCCUUAGGGCGCUUGCCAGUGUCUCCCCGUGCAACUCCAGCUGCUGCGUCUGUCAUUGACCACCCACCCCAUCCCUGCUGAAUCAACGCUUCCACCUCCCUAACUCAUUCUCUUUUGCAAUCCUUCCUCCUUCUCUGUCUCUUACCUUAGAUUAAAUAUCACUCCAACUCAAAAUUCCACUUUUCCUACCUUUCUCCACCUUAGUCAUACUCUGAUUCUCUCCUAUCCCAAGAGAUUAUACUAAUCGAGCCCAGCAUUAUUACAUGCCUACAAGAUACAUAGACACAUCUCUUAUAUGUGUGUCUGUCGGUAAUUUUUAUUGGUUUCCUCGCUGAUCCCUUUUAUAUACAAUGUCUGUGGUUUCAGGCGAUUCUGGUCUGGUAAUAACGGAAGGAUCCAGUGAUCAGACAAUGAUGCUAACCUUUGUCCUACCUGCUCUGUUUUUCUUUCAGUCGUACAAAGAGUCGACAGUGUCUCUGAAGGUAUUGCAAACUAUGGAGGGAAGAUUAUUGCCGUUGAGACUGACUUGAAAAAGCUCGGUAAGACCCAUGUCUCUGGGUUUAACAUGGGGCAAAAGCUACAGGAGGCUGGUACAUUUUUGUAAUCUAUGAAACAAAUCUCUGUCUUCAGAUGAUCAAGCAGGGGAAAAGUCAGAAAAUACCACCACAGAGAUCCAGGCUUUUAAGAACAACAUCUGGAGUCUCCAGAGGCAGCUGUCUGCGGUGGAGGAACGCAUCCACAGCGAUCAAGUAAAGCUGAGUCAGCUGCAGAACAUUGACUCAGACAUUCAGAACAGCCAGGGCUCAAUUCAGGGAUUGCUGCAAAGCAAUACAGCCACCUUGCACUCUGUGAACGGCACCUUACAGUCCUAUGGCAGCAUCAUUGAGGGUCUGCAGGACGACACGGCGAGGAUGCAGAGAGAACUCCAGCAGCAGGUGAAACUUCAGGAUCAGGCGCUGCUCAGCAUCAGCAGACUGAACUUCACCCAGGCGCAGCAGAGGGGUUUCAUCAAUGUUUUGCAGCGCUCAGUGGAUGACACCAGCCAGGCCAUCCAGAAAAUGCGCAAUGACUUUCAGAGCAUGGAGCAGACGGCCAGACAAGCCCGGGCUGAUGCUGAGUGGCUCCGUAACCGAGUGGAGAACCUUCAGGUCAUGGCUAGUAAUCUAUCAGCUCUCGCAAAGGCAAACAAUGACAGCCUGGACGAGGUCGGAUCACAGCUUGUCUUUAUGGCCAACCAGCUCCAGAACACCAGCAGCCUGGCUGAUGCUCAUGACCAGACCCUGAGGGAGGUUCUAGACCAGCAAAGGGACUUCAGUAACUUUACAUCCAUCAAGUUUGACCGCCUGGAGGUGCGGCUGGACGAGACGGAGCAGAGUAUGGACCGUGUGACCGGCAACAUCAGCUUCACCACACAGCUCCUGGGUGCCAUCAACAUUAACCUGAACGGGUUACGCACUUGUUCCGAGACGGUUGGCCGUCACUCCGACAUCUUGCUAAUCCUUAACAGCAGCAUGACAGAUGCCAGGACUGAUGCAACGAGUCUGAAGGCCCAGCAGGAGGAGCUGGCAGCACGUUUGGACAAGGAAGUCACCAACCUUUCUAUUGUUAUGGAGGAGAUGAAGCUGGUGGAUACCAAGCACUCACAGCUGAUCACCAACUUCACCAUCUUACAGGGUGAGCAAUGAGGGGCACAAAGACACAAGAUCUAUCUCACUUAAAGGUGGGGUGGGCAGGAUCAGAGGAAGUGCCGGUUUUUGGGAGAAAUCUUGAAUGUAAACACUACCCCUUCCAACCAGUUUUCCCCUCAGCUCUCUCUCACCAAUAACCGAUUGCUAUUGACUGAUAUUAAAACCUUUUUUGUAUAUACACCACAAAAAAGAUGCUUCUUUAACGGAAUCCUGCCGACCCCACCUUUAAGCACAAAAAUAAAGCGAUCAUUCGACUGGCCCAUCAGAGGCCAGUGACAGGAUAACCAUUCCCCUCAAAAUGUUUCACAAUCAAAAACUUGAAAAAUGUCAAAAACUUUGUCUCUUCAUUCACAGUAUGUCUUAUUUCUCAGGACCUCCUGGACCCAGAGGGCCAAGAGGGGACAAAGGACCUCAGGGACCAGCUGGCCAGCUUGGCCAGAAAGGUGAAAAAGGGGAAAAGGGUCCACCAGGAGUAAGAGGACCCCGAGGAGAGCAGGGUAUUCCAGGGGCCCCAGGUCUGCCAGGGUUGAAGGGUCUUCCUGGCGUACCUGGCAGCCCUGGUUCGAAGGGCUCACGAGGGUCAGGGGGUAGGGCUGGACCCCCUGGAACUAAAGGAGAGCCGGGAACUGCUGGCCUUCCUGGGAGAGAUGGACAGCCAGGUCCCCAGGGAGCGCAGGGUCCACCAGGUAUUAGAGGUGCAAUGGGACCAGCUGGGGAGCAGGGGCCAAGGGGACUACCUGGACCAGUAGGGCCUCCAGGGCCAACAGGUCCCCCAGGACAGCCAGGAAUCCCAAUCAGGGUUCCAUUAGUUCCUCUGGGACCAGUUUCCCUGCAGGAUGAAGCAAUAGCUCCUACCCUGUGGGCCCCAGGUAGGACUUUACCCAUGAGGCUUUGAGCUAGACUGAACAUAAUUGAAUUUGUCAGUAAAACGCCAACAGAAAUAAUCUCUGAGUGUAUUUUAAACUCACAGAUGAACAUGUUUGACUUUGUUUUACAGGCUGCCCCUCAGAGUGGUCGAAUUACAGAGAUAGAUGCUACUUCUUCUCCAAAGACCUGCACAGUUUUGAUGACGCGAAGGCAACUUGUGAGUCAAAGUCGGCUUCAUUGGUGAUCAUAAAUGAUCUCGAGGAACAGGUAACUAGAACGACUGUUUAUUUAAAGUAACAGGAAAAUAUUCUCUGUAAAGACAGAAAGUUGUGACCGCUCUGUCAUUUGUCCUCAUGUGACCUUAGAAAUGGCUGAAGAAGCAGACCUUUGGAAAGGGCUACUUCUGGAUGGGUCUGACUGACAGGGAGGAGGAGAACGUUUGGCGCUGGCUGGACGGGAGUGAACCAGCGUUCACGUCAGUAUCAAAUUAAAAAUUCUUCACUUAUAGGGACAUCUUAUCCUGUGUGAAUGUAAGAGGUGUUCCAGGGAUUGGUAUUUCGUUUCAGAACAUUUCCAAACACGUCAGCUGCAGAUAGCGGGACUUAAUAGUCCCACAGGUUAUAAAAUCUCCUCUACGGUAACUUCCUCUGAGUGAUUACCUUGACCUGCAUGAACACUCUGCUCCUCUCACUCUGUUUCACAUUCAUAGACCUUUAUUUGUUUUGAGUGGUUCAAUUACAGAAGUCCUCUUUUUCCAAGGGUACACAAAUCCAACAAUUGGACAAACAAAGCAGAAAAUUUACAUUAGGAGUUCACUCAUGAACAAAUCAACUCUUGUAAAACCUUAGUGGACCCCAGAGAUCUGCACACAUGGUCUUAAUUAGAAUGAAAAAUGUCAAAGAAAUCUGAUAAUCUAACUUCAGUGUUUUCUCGCUGAGUCCUUUUUCCUCUGCUGAGACUUUCUACCACGCUUCGAUCUGAUGUGUGAACGCCCCCUGUUGUUCAACUGCAGGAAAUGGAAGCCGGGUCAGCCUGAUAACUGGGGCCACGGGCAUGAAACAGGAGAAGACUGUGCGGGGCUCAUCCAUGAGGGGUUAUGGAAUGAUUUCUUCUGUGAAGAUCUCAUAAGCUACAUCUGUGAGAAGGACAUGGAAACCUGUACGUCUGUUUUCUGUCUUUUUUUAAUAUCCAAAGUUCUGUAAGGAGUGUUUGAUAUUUAAUGAUUUUGUUUGCUUUCCUGCAGCAAGAUCGUCGGGAUCAUAGCGAUGUCUCGAGACGGAGCUUGCAGUGAGCAGCUAGACUUCCCCAUGUGGCACUGGUCCACUGCCGCAGCACAUGGAGAGUCCGUACGGAGAGAGCAAAGGGACAAUCUUGAAAUGAGCCAAGGGCUGCAGCAGAUAUUGCUCCAAAGCUUGAGAUGCCUUUCUCUUCCAAAGUAAGCCCUGUCAAACUUUACCAGCAAGUGCAAUACAGCGGGGCGACCAAAGAAGGAGGACUUUAACCAUCAUUAGAUUGAUAUAAAUCUAAAUAUUUGUACGGUUAUUUGAAGUACAUUUUAUAAAUCUGUAUUCCAUGUGCAACUGAAUAUCUGAAUGUAUAUUUCAUUAUGCAAGUUUUGUAGGACAUUAUAAAUUCUAUGAAGCCAAGAGGACUUACCCUCGUACUUUUCAUAAAAAAUGUAAGCGGAGAGGUGCAAAAUGAUGCGCAAAACACUAAAUGUCGCUGAUAUGCUGUCUUCUAUGAGGAACCUGUUAUUUUACCUCAUGAAUGUCUAUAUAGCAUUUUCAUUUUUACCAGUAAAAAAACCUAUUUACACAUAACUGCAAAGAAUUGUAAUAAAUCACAGUCAGCUUGAGUUCUGCUUCAAGACUGCGCGUUUACAGUUUCAUAAUCCCUGUGACGUGCAGUAUUUUGUGAUUAUGAAAUUAAAGAGCUGCUGGUAUGUUUAGGAGUAUGAAUCUGUGGGUCCUAGCUACAAGUACGAAAUGUGCCAUUUUCUGCUCUCAGGUCCUGUAAAGAAAAA